AUGGCUAGAACUAAUAAUGAAAAUAAUAAUAAUAACAAUGAAGAAUCAGAAUCAGGGUCAUCAACACCACCAAAUAUUGAAUUAGAUCAAGCACCAAUUGUAAAUUGGAAAAUAAUUGCAACUGCCAACACUCCAACCCCAAGAUUUGAUAAUACAUUAGUAUAUUAUAAUAAAUUUUUAUAUAGUUAUGGUGGAUCAGAGAAUUCAAUUAAUGGUGGAUUUCAACAAUUUGUAAAAUUAGAUUUAUCAACAUUCCAAUGGCAAACAUUACCAGCACCAGCAAGAACUAGAAUUGUACAUACAUCAGUGAUUCAUGGUGAUUGUAUGUACGUAUUUGGUGGAGGUGUUUAUGAAGAUGUUAGAACUUCAUUCCUUGGUGGUACAACUAAAGUAUUUAAAACAAUUAAUGAACUUUGGAAAUUUGAAUUCCUUCAAAAUCAGUGGACUCAAAUUCUAUCGAAUGCAAUCCAACAAACCACUGUACCAUCACAAUCAAUGAUAAAUGAAUCAUUGAAUAACCCAGAGCCAAGAGAUGGUCAUUGUGCAGUUGUAGUCGGUGAUAAUAUGUAUAUCAUUGGUGGUAGUCAAACUAUUUCAACCAAUAAUUCAAUUAGUUCAGUAUUCUUUACAAAUACUAAAAUUUACAAUAUUACCACCAAUACAUGGAGAUCUGUAAUCUCACCAGAAUUUGGUAGAUUAGGUUCUGCUGUCGUUUACAAGCAUUUAGAUGGUACAAAAUGUAUUUACUUUUUCGGUGGUUAUGGUUUAGACAGUAAUCCAACAAAUAAACUCUAUAAAUUCGAUAUAGAAUCUGAAGAAUGGGUAGAAGUUAUACCAAAGAAAUCAACUUCACCAUCGACAUCAACAUCGACAUCAACAGUAGAUGAUAUUGUAAUAAUACCAGAAUCAAGAUAUGGUCAUAGUGCAAAUGUAUUUCAAGAUAAAAUGUUAGUUUAUGGUGGAUAUUCUAAAAAGAAGGGAUUCCUUAGAGAUUUUUAUUCAUUUGAUUUCGAUAAAGAAGAAUGGAAACAAAUUUUAACUGAAGGACCACCAAGAAGAAGAAGACAUAGUACAGUUUUAAUUGAAAAUUUCGAUGGUUCAAAUAAACCAAAAUUAUUCUUAUAUGGUGGUUCAUAUCAAUCAUGUCUAUAUAAUGAUCUUUGGGAAUACUCUUUCCCAAAUCCAGUUCAAAUUCCAUCGGAUAAUUUAAUUGAAGAUUUUUCAACAUUAUUUAAAAAUGCAAAACAAUAUUUUAGUGAUAUUUGUUUUUCAUUAGAAUCAACUGAAUUAGUUGGAGAUGAAAAUGAUAAUAAUAAUAAUUCAAAUAAUAAUUCAAAACCUACAAUUGUAACAAAAGAAAUUUAUGCACAUAAAAAUAUUUUAUCAGUUAGAAGUCAAUAUUUUUAUUCAUUAUUUAAUAGUGGGUUAAAAGAAUCAUUUGAAAAAGUUAUUAAAAUUAAUGAAAGAUAUGAAGAUUUUAAAAUUUUUAUUGAAUUCCUUUAUAGUGGAAAUGAAGAUUUAGUUUUAUUAGAAAAUUGUAUUGGUAUUUUAUAUUUAUCAGAUCUUUAUUGUGUACCAAGAUUAAAAACAAUUUGUGAAGCAAAAGCAACUGAAGGUAUUGAUUGUGAAACUGUUGUUCAAAUCUUUAAAGAAGCUGAUAGCUUUAAAUUGGCAAAAUUAAGAAAACUUUGUUUAAAUUUCAUUGCUCGUAAUCAUAAAGAAUUAGUUAAACAAGGUUCAUUAAAUCAAUUAUCACCAAGUGUUUUAAUUGAAAUUAUGGAUUAUUUAUCAAGUUCAUCAACAUCAACAUCAACAUCAACAUCAACAUCAACAACCAAUUAA
Messenger RNA from Dictyostelium discoideum AX4, 1842 nucleotides. RefSeq lists its product as hypothetical. The record is from RefSeq and is a predicted model, not a curated record. Bases 1 to 1842 code for a protein of 613 amino acids. The transcript is spliced from 2 exons. NCBI's taxonomy places the organism in Eukaryota, Evosea, Eumycetozoa, Dictyosteliales, Dictyosteliaceae.